GUAAGACAUAAAUUAUUUUAUUUAUUUAAAAGUAAAAAAAAGUUAAGUAUUAGCAAAUGCGAGUGACAUUUAUUGUCAGAGGAUGACAUACAUGUGCCCUUAAAGUAUAAACCACGAGGCUACGUAACUCUGAUGUCGAACCGCUAACAAAAUUAUAAAGAUCAAUGUCGGGUCAGCCGACAAACUGGCUGCACUCAUGUUUCUUCAGUAACUAUGCUUCACCGUCGCAAUGUAUUUAUUGUGUUUAUCUGCUGGAGCGUCAUCAUCAAUAGUGAAGCUAUUAUUCGCAAUGAGGAUAUUUGCGGAAUUCAAAAUGGACGAAGACUUUAUUUGGAACUUGGCGAACAGGGAGUGCUUUUUGCAAAAAAUGUGUCCUUCAUCAAAAAUUCACCACGUCUUCAGGAUUCGAGAAUUUAUACAACCAACAGUUCACACGAUCAAUGUAGCCUGGAACUUGUGACAUGUCCAUCAUGCGUCAUCAACUUGACUUUCAAAAGUAUUGGUCUUUCUCAAAAUUGCGGGGACGGAAGUUUCAUGCUCGACAGUUCCUGCAGAUGUGACUACGUCUGGAUAUCGGAACCACCAUAUGAAGAUGUGUCCGGAACACCUUUUUGUGGAUUUUACUCGCCUAUUUCUUAUCGGUCAAACACUAGAACCUUAUCAAUCACUCUUCUAUACAGUCAAUCGCACAACCAUGCCUUCACCUUGGAAUACACGUCAGAAAGAAAUAGAAUAAAUUUGCAAGGAUCAGACAUUUCAUCAGGAAUAGGAAAAUCUCGAAAUAGUACAAUUGGAGGCAUUCUCACUUCACCUUUCUUUCCGUCUCGUUAUCCUCGAGAUUUAGGUAUGGAGUAUGUUAUCACCUGUCCAACCGAGUCUCCAUCGUGCCGAGUUCGAGUUCUCUUUAGUGAUUUUCAACUCGCUGCUGUUUCCAUAAUAGAGUUUUAUGAUUGGAAUGGACAACGACUUGAUGUGAGCAGUGGAGUUCGAUUUCGUCCACCAGUUAUCGUGAGUUCUGGUCCCUCGCUCUUGAUACGAUUUUACGCUAAUGGAGGCACAGGUCUUGGAUACAAGGCUUUUUAUUCUUUUGUACUUGGUCAUCUUUAUGAUAAAUCGGUUCAGCCAAUCACCGAUUGCGGUGGAUAUGUGGAAAAUUUGGGAGGUGCCAUCACCAUGAUGGACAUGGUUGAUGAUGGCGUCAAGAUCUACGAUUGUGUUUGGCUUAUCAGACCUCCCAAGACGUUUCUUCAAAUGAAGACACACGUUUAUUUGAAGAUCAUUACGUUUGAUGAUAUGGCUGGAAGUACUGAGUUGAUAAUUAAACAAGGACCAACGUCAGCUUUGUUACCUUUGGAAAUUUUGAGACAUCCUGCCAGUAAACUACAACCUCGAAGAUUAAAGGAACAUAUCGCUCCAAUCACCAGUGGAUUUCACGUCAGUCUACGAGGAACAUUUGGCCCAACUUCUCACCUUGCUAUGGCGUAUACAACCUUCAGUUACACCGAUUGCUUCACUGGAUCAGAUUUUCUCUGCCAAAAUCAUAGAUGCAUUCCGAGUCAUUUGAAUUGUGACGGCUUUGAUCAUUGUGGAGACAACAGUGACGAACCAUCCACUUGUGUUCAAGACUGGGAAUUGGCGCCACAAGACAAGAAAUGGCACACGAACAAGGCAAACUAUUAUUUUCCAAAAAUCGAUCAAUAUCCAGAUUUAAAGACAGCAACUCUUGUUUUCGUUGCUAGUAGUUUGGGUCUAAUAACACUCAUCUCAGCCCUCAUUGUUUUGCUCUACAGAAUGGGAGCAAGAGCAAGACAACAACGUGAACUUCAGUCCCGUUUACAGACAAUCAGUGAAUUACUAGUUUUUGAAAUUCCAGAUGGAGCAAGAAUUGAGGAAGUAACUGUCACUGAUGAUCCACCAGACUAUGAAUCACCGCCCGGCUACGAGGAAGUCGUGAAACUCAGUUUGGAAAAUGAACACAAAAAGCGAAAGAAAAAAAAAUCAAAUUCCACUUGUCAGCUUAAUAGAAAUUUACCUGAAAACCCGAACGAUAAUGAAGCUAAUGGAUCGGGUAAUAUACCGGUUGAUAAUGUAGCAAGUACAAGUGAUUGUGUUGUCAGUAAUCAACCAACAGUUCCUGAAAGUCCACCACCACCUUAUAGAACACCUCCUGGAACUAUUGAAAACAGGAUGAAAUUUUUUGCACUCUCCGAAUCAUCGUGUUCUACGGAUGGUGCCACUCCAAAUGGAGAGCAAUAUUUGGAAGUGCCAGCAGAAGGAGAAAUGAAUCGAGAAUCAUCAUCAUCAACUGAUGCUGAAUUGCUUGGUGCGUAUCUGCAAAAUUAUCCUGAGAAUCAGACUGAAAGCUCUGCUCCACAGUUGAGCAGCUGGAAAGAUGCAUCGACGAACAUCAAUCCAGAAUCCGAAGCAGGAUCAAGAGAUCUCGAAGUCGUCAGAGACGGGGCAGAAGAUAAGAGAACGAAGAGACGAUCUCAUAGGAGUGACGAUCUUGAAGGAGGUCCAUCCACUUCGACUUCCGCUCCUUCAGAAAUGGAGGCUAAGAAAACUGCGAAGCCGAGAUCGAAAAGAAGGGAGAAGAAUAAAGGAACGCCGGGUUCGGUAAGUCCGCUGCCUAAUUCGACAACAACUACUACUUCUUCUACUUCUACAUCUUCUACUUCUGCAUCUACUUCUUCUACUUCUACUUUUCCAUCUACUUCUUCAACAACAACUUUAGCAAAUUCGCAAGUAUUUCCAAUAGUCACUGCUCCUGUAUUAACGGAAGGUAUAAAUUCAACAAACCCAACUCAAACUUUAAAUUCCUACCCACCAAUUCCUGUGCAACCUACUCAAACUUCCCUAAUUUCUUCAAUUAAAGCAUCUUUAAAUUUUCCCACUCAAACCUUUUUAAUUUCAUCAAUUAAAACUUCCCUGCAUUCUUCAAAUCAAAAUUCCGUGAUUUCGUCGAUUAAAAAUUCCCUAAAUACUCUGUCUGAUAGUUCAGAAAAUCGUCCAACUAUAAUCCUUAAAAAUCCCGUAAUUACAAAUAGAAUUUCGCUAAACCCUCGAGUAAAAUCUGUCAUUGAAGGAGCUUCAUUCUCAAACUUUUCCGAUACAAUUCGUGAUGGGGGGAAAAAUUCACCAAAAUACCCAACAAUCAUUUCACCUCUUACUGAAGAAGUUCUCCCACCGAAAAUAAUUUCUUCCCCUCCUGUAGAAACUCACUCUAGAAAACUAAAGUGUGUGCUAACUUCCUGUGCGGUUGCUUCAUCAUCUUCGGAUGUGAAUCCAGUUGGUAAACUGUCACCUACCGAAGCGACUUAUUCAAAACGGCUUUCGCCAAAAGUUUCGGUUUCUUCUAAUUCGGGAAUUCCAAGUCCAUCAGGUUCUUCGAGAUCUGUAGGGAAAAUUCUUCCGAACUUGUCAAUAAAAGAUUCUGUAGAGUCUGCAUCAAAAAUUCACAGAAAUUCUUUUUUUAAAAAUUCAAGUCUAUCUGUAAAAGCUUCUUCGAGUGCAUCAGGAAAAACUUCGAGUACUUUAGCAAAAGCCUCUAAAAGUGUAUCAGCGAAAGCUUCUUCUAGUGCAUCUGCGAAUGCUUCUUCAUCAGAAAAAGCCCCUGCAAGUUCAUCAAGUUCUUCGAAUCCACCAACAAAAAUUUCUAGAAACCCAUUAAUGAAAAAUUCAAAUUCUUCCACAAAAGCUUCUUCAAACUUUUCCAUAAAAGAUCCCUCGGGUCCAGUGUCUAAAUCUUCUUUAAGUUCAUCAAUGAACAGUUCUACUCCAUCAGAAAAUUCUUCAUCAAAUUCUCCUUCAGUUUCAUUAAAAGCCACUUCAAGUUCGGCGGCAGAAACGUCACCGUCUUCUUUAGUGAGAGCUGCAUCAACAUCGUAUGUUGACUCUCGAAAGACAGAAAAAUCAAAAUUAAAAACUUCCGCUAGUCAUCCUGUAAAAAUGUCAUCUCUAUCAUCAUCAAUUCCAACAGAAAAAUCAUCAUUGCUCUCCAUCAGUAAACCCGUUUCCUCACUAAUUUCUCCAGAAAGCGCCUCUCCUGGCUCCUCAUCCUUAGAUACAAAUACAAAAAACGGUAUUAUUAAACUACUAGGCAAUUCAAGAAUAAAAUCUCCAUGUAAGAUAAACAGAUACUAUUCCACUCCUUCCUCAUCACCUGUCAGUACUAUUGGUAAAUCCUUCAUGCGCAAUAAUUACUCACGAAAGUAUUCAAUCUGUUCGCAUGAUAGUUAUGCGACAAAAAUAAGUGCUCUGAGCGCGAGCAGUAGUUACGAGAAAUUAAACGAUGAUAUUGAAAUACUCUCUGAAUACUCAAGUAAUUAUGAUUUUAACAGUUCAAAUAAUACUCCGUUUAAUACGCCAAAAAUUCAAAAUGUAAGACCAUUAUCCUUAGCAACAUCUUGUUCCGAACAAUGUGCAAAAUGUGAUCUCGAUAGUCUCUACGAAGGAAUAAGAAGACUCGAUUCUUUCAUAGCUAGACGUGAGAAUAAUGUAAAUUGUACUGGGAAUUUAUCGAGGGCUACUACAACACUUUUUGGAACGCCGUGUCAUUUUUCAAAAAGUGUUGAUAAAACUGAUUGUACAAUUAGAAGGAAAAGUUUUUCAAAUUCCGCAGACAAUGUUGACGUUUUGUCCGAAUAAUAAUUUCUGCGAUGAGAAUGUGAAAAAGUAAAAAUAAGGAGAUAAUAUGCACUGGAAAUAAAAUUUAUUUGAUUCAAAUAAACGAUUACUUGGCUAUUAAUAAAUAAAUAUUUACUGGAAUUAAAAAACUUUUAUUAACGUCGA
This is a messenger RNA of Leptopilina heterotoma, 4791 nucleotides long. RefSeq names its product serine-rich adhesin for platelets (gene Culd). The record is from RefSeq and is a predicted model, not a curated record. Lineage: Eukaryota; Metazoa; Arthropoda; Insecta; Hymenoptera; Figitidae. Bases 214 to 4647 code for a protein of 1477 amino acids. Gene Ontology annotation, molecular function: protein binding. The transcript has 10 exons.